GUAUUCAUCGGGAGAGUAACGAAGCUCGACUGAUUGAAUGUUCGCACUAUGAAGAUUUCCAAAAUAGUGAGGAAGAUCUGCAUGAGGCGGAGAUGACGGUUUGGGAUGAAUCGAGGAGUGAUGAUCUCGAGGGUGUCGAUAAUGAAGAGCUGCAGUUCGACGAGCUUUUGCCGCUCGCGGAGGAGCGAAUCUAUUUG
This is a messenger RNA of Perkinsus marinus ATCC 50983, 197 nucleotides long. RefSeq lists its product as hypothetical. The record is from RefSeq and is a predicted model, not a curated record. The annotation marks the transcript as partial. NCBI's taxonomy places the organism in Eukaryota, Perkinsozoa, Perkinsida, Perkinsidae. The transcript has a single exon.